This is a messenger RNA of Triplophysa dalaica, 2013 nucleotides long. RefSeq names its product carbohydrate sulfotransferase 10 (gene chst10). Gene Ontology annotation, molecular function: sulfotransferase activity. Lineage: Eukaryota; Metazoa; Chordata; Actinopteri; Cypriniformes; Nemacheilidae. Gene Ontology annotation, biological process: carbohydrate biosynthetic process; proteoglycan biosynthetic process. Gene Ontology annotation, cellular component: membrane. Bases 257 to 1435 code for a protein of 392 amino acids. The record is from RefSeq and is a predicted model, not a curated record. The transcript is spliced from 7 exons.
UCAGGCUCCGGGCACGUUACAGGGUUGCGAUGAGAGAUGUUAUUUUCUUUUCUUUUAACGUAUACCGUUCUUAGAUGCCUUGUUGGAGAACAUAACAUCACUGCUGGAAAUAAACGGUCCACAGGAAUGAAACACCUUAAUGACACUGGGCACUUCAAUUAGAUGAGAUAACAGAAGAAAGGAAAUUUGCUCUGAUCUGCGUUAAAAAGAUAUAGGUAUAUAGGUUCCACCAUCUUGUGGCCGUUUAGAGAAUUGCAUGCAGGACCGUUAUUGCAGCACAGCGUCUGAGGGGAGAGGCGACAAAACGACAGCGUGCACAGGCUUUAUUGGCAUGUUGAUGCGCCAUCAUUGGCUGCUGGUUGGUGCCUGUGGCUGGGUGCUACUCAUCCUAAUCUUCAUCAGCAAGUUUAUUAACUUCAGCAUCAGAAUGCCAGAUGACUAUGUAGGGAGGACAGUGUUUGGUUGGGCCAUGCCAGCUGAUAGGAGAAUUAUCCUUCAUUCAGCCCAGCAGCCAGACAAAGCAGCAUCUGAGCCAUAUACAGUGUCCUCAGUUUAUCCCUCUAUAUUGGAGCCCAAAGACUGGCAGUCAGUGAAUGAGAAGCGUUUGGAGCUCUUAUCAACUGUUUGCAGAAAUUCGUCUUUUUGGAACAUCACUCAUUCGACUUUGCACAGAUUUGUCUUGGACCGCAUUUUUGUGUGUGACAAACACAAGAUUCUCUUCUGCCAGACACCUAAAGUGGGUAACACACAAUGGAAAAAGGUCCUUAUUUUUCUCAAUGGAAAGUUCUCCAAGGUUGAAACUAUACCAGAAAACCUGGUUCAUGACCAUGAGAGAAAUGGAUUACCUCGCCUUUCCUCCAUGACUGACACAGAGAUUAAUAGAAGAUUAAAUUCCUACUUCAAGUUCUUCAUUGUCAGAGACCCCUUUGAGCGUCUCAUAUCUGCUUUCAAAGACAAGUUUGUGAAAAACCCACGAUUUGAACCUUGGUACAAACAUGACAUUGCUCCAGCCAUCAUCCGGAAAUAUCGCAAAAGGCACAGUGAUGAUGCUGAAAGUGUAGGCUUGCGAUUUGAAGACUUUGUUCGGUACCUGGGUGAUGGACCAGGUCGACACCAUUUGGACAGGCAGUUUGGUGACCAUGUUAUUCACUGGCUGACGUAUACUGAUCUAUGUGCUCCUUGUGAUAUUUCCUACAAUGUGGUGGGACAUCAUGAGACUCUUGAGCAUGAUGCUCCAUAUAUACUAAAAUCUGCUGGUAUCGCUAACCUGGUGUCAUACCCCAACAUUCCGCCUGGGAUAACCCAUUACAAUCGCACAAAGGUGGAAAACUAUUUUACUGGAAUCGGCAAACGAGAUGUUCGCCACCUGUAUGCUCUUUACCAGGGAGACUUCAGCUUAUUUGGUUACCCAAGACCUGACUUCUUAUUGGAUUGAUAAAAAUAGAUUGCUUUUUUUUCUGUUGGGGACAAGAAGUGUUGUCUACCAAGGAGUAUAAAGUUGCAACAAAACUAGUGUUUACCUGUCUGAACAACAAAAUUGGUUUUGCAAAGUCGUGUCUUUUCAAUGCUGAUUUAAAUCCAAAUUAAUAUUUUUACAGAUAAUUAUUUAUGUAUCUUUGCUCUGUGAUCUGCAGAAGGGAACUUGAAUUACCAUACACAUAAGAACAUGCCUGCCUAGAAUUUACCCGUUAUGUUGACUUAAGAUAGCAUUCUUUAAUAGUAAUAUCUGUAGUUGCCAUGUAAUGAGAAUGUACCAUUAGAUUUCUAAGAAGCGUUUGUUAAUUUUGCUUAAGUUUUUUGCCUUAAAGAACUCAUUGGGGGUUUCUGAGGUCUCCUUGGUUGACUAAAGGACCCCAAAAGGAAUUACUAAAUUUCAAGCUUUCUACAAAAGUUAAAUAGUUUACCACAUUUUAAAAGAUGUAAUCCUAGAAUUUGUUAUUUGUAUAUUUUGUUUUGAAAUUAAUGUUCUUUCAUUAAUCUUUAAAAAAUAAAAUGUUUUCUAAAAUGCUAUAA